Nematocida major is the source of this 3048-nucleotide messenger RNA. RefSeq lists its product as uncharacterized. Gene Ontology annotation, molecular function: protein binding. Lineage: Eukaryota; Fungi; Microsporidia. The transcript has a single exon. The record is from RefSeq and is a predicted model, not a curated record. Bases 1 to 3048 code for a protein of 1015 amino acids.
AUGAAGUUGUUUAAACCCGUGCUGGCGCUUCUGAAGAAGGACGCGUUCUCGGAGGCUUUGGUUUUGGCGGGAGACCUUGCAAAGACCGUUAAACACUAUAAAAUACACGUUCUUAUCGGAUUCUGCCACUUUAAAAUGGGAAACAGCGAACUUGCACUGACCGCAUAUAGAGAGGCCCUUUCCCUUGCGGAAACACCCGAGGCCUUGGUCGAGACCCACCGCGGAAUUGCAAAAAUAUUUUUGGCCUACAACCCCGCAUUCAUAGACGAAAAAACAGCCCGGGAGGCGGAAAACACCAUGGAAAUAGCCCUCUCCGCGGGCCCAGCCUCGCCCUUCGACUGGGAAAUGGUCAGCUUUCUCUUGGAGCUGCACCUGAACAACGAUUUGCAGAAGUUUCUGCCUGCCCUGGAAUUGUAUCAGCCCGCAGAUUCUGACUCCUGGACCAGGAAAUGCGCCCUGAAAAAGCUGCAGGCUUUCCACCGGCAGGUAAAAGUCUUUGCAGACGCAGGGAACUUUUUCAGGGAGAGGGGCGCAGUCAGGUCCGCUCUCCGGAAAAUUGUUGCAGAAUUCGCGGACGUGGAAACUCUCUGGAGCACCGUGGAGGCAGACCCUGGAUUUUUCAGGCACGCAGCAAACGAGUUUCUCUUUUUCCUGUACAUCGCCGUAUACUGCGACGGGAGAAAGCUCAGCGACUUCUCCCACCUGCUACUCGCGAUGCUGAAGGCAGAGGUCAACGUCUCAGAGCACGCCCUGGUCUUUUCCGUGGUUUCUGACUUCCUGGACUUCCCCGUGGAGGAAUCCCUGAAAGACGCGCUGAAAUCCGUUAUGUACAACACGCUCUCGCCAACGGUAAUGCUCCUGCGCGGCCCGGAGAGGCCAGCCCUUCUUGAGGAGGCACUUUCAGCCUGUUCUGUCGCGGAGGAAGAAACAGGACUGAUGCUUUCCGCGAAAAAAGACGUCCUGAGAGCGCGCGUGCACCUUCUGAACGAAAGCAUUUACACGGACAGAAAGUUUCCCGGGUACUCCGAGGCCUCAGAGCGCGUGCUUGGCGUGCGAGCUGCAAAAAUGCUUUUGGAGGCCGGACUUUCCUGCAUGAACGUGCAGGGCCUGGAAAGUGUCCUGCAAGGCACGCCCUGUUUUAUCCCCGCGUGCGAGCUCGAGCGAAUUUGCACGGAAAAUGCCCCGGAAAAUGUCGCAAAAAUUCUUGCUGCAGAGUCUGCCAGGCGCACGCCCGUCUCUGAGAAGACAGAAAAAAACAAAAAUGUGCACAGCCUCAAUAUACAUUUUUCAGAUAGCAGUUCCCACGGGAAUAUACAAAGUAUAGGCGUGAGCAGAAUGAAAAAUGAAAAAGUGCCGAUUUUGCAGCUGCUCUCCCGUCUGUGCGAUGCGCCUCCGUAUAAAGAGUAUUUCCAAAAAUACGCCGUGGACAGCGUAAGCACCGUAUACUUCGUGCGCGCAGUGGAAAUGCACAUGUGCAUUCUGCAGAAGCAACCAGAGACUGUACGCGCGUAUUUAUCCGUAAUUUCCCCGGAGUUUGACGCGUUUGCAGAGUAUGUUCGCAGGACAGGGGAAGAUUCUGCGACUUUUUCCGAGCUGUGCGCGUACUAUGGGUUUCUGUGGGAGUGCUCCCGCGAGUCGCUCUUUGCAAAUGCCUGCCCGGAGAGUGCUUUUUCUCGGCACAAGGCUGCCCUUUCAGCGUACACUGCAGGGUAUGCAGAAGCUGCUGUGGAGAUGCUCACGCGCCUGCACCGGGAAAGGCCGUACGAUUACUACGUGGCUUGCGACUUGGGGGCGAUUUUGCACGAAGUUGGGGGAAGCCUCUCCCUCCUGGACGAGUACCUGCGAGUUGCUGAAAACCUGCAGGACACGGGCCUUCUGCGGGCAAGCCUGCGGUACCAUCAGAGAAGCGGGAACUGGGGCGUAGCUGAGAGGCGGUGCCAGGAAAUCCUCCUUGUGAAGGACUCGUACGCUGUGAAAAUGGCGCUGGCUGAGGCCCUUUCCCAGCAGAAGAAGUUCAAGUACGCGGUGAAAGUGGCUUCCGAGGCUGAAAAUGCGAUUCUUGCGCUCGGAAAAAGCACUUCCCGGGCAGGCGGGGAAGAAAGAAUCCGGUCGGACGGCCUCCUGCACCGGGGCAUCUUCGGAUCUGGCAGCAGAAAAAACCCGUCCGAAAAUCCAGAACUCCGUGGAGUGGAAGCAGAAGAAUCUCGCGAGAAUUCUGAGUCUGCAGGAGACUCUGCGGGAUACGACCUUGCGUGCCUGAAUACGGUGCGGCUCUAUUUAGUCUAUCUGCUCGCCUCCUCCGGGGACUUCGCGCGUGCUUCUUCCGUUGCAGGGCAGCUCCGAGAAAGCGCUCUCUCCCCGCACGAGUGCGAUCAGCUCCUGAAGUACGAAGUCUUCCUGCGAGCACACUCCGUGAGCACGGCCUCGCACACGGAGGAAACUCCCGACAUUUUGCGGAUGACUUCUCCGCACGCGGAAAUCAGGUUUGAAGGAGGCGGAGAUCCGUACAUUCUGUGCGAUGCGUACGUGCGAAGUGUCCACGGCCUCCUCACAGGCAAAGCAGCACACACGCGAGUUCUUGAGUGUUUUUCCAGCGAAGAUCCAGGGCUUCUUCUAACGGCCUCGCAGCUUCUUCUGUUUGAGAGCAGCGCCUUCCAGCGGGAGAGCGACCCAAACGUGCACGGGACCAUUUCGCAGGCGCUGAAGAAGGUGCACGUAACGGGGGAAAGUCCUGCCUCUUUGGAGACGGCGCUUCUUCUUGCAGUUGCUCGGGGGGAGGCAGUUUGCGACUUCUAUGCGGGAGACCGGCAGGCGGAAGCGAGUCCUUUUGCCCGGGCUCUUAUCGCGUUUUUAAGCGGGGAAGGCCUUGAUCGCGCUGUUGAUGCGUAUCUUCCGGGGAGCAGUGUCCUAGAACUUGGGGUUGUUUCUCUCUUCUCCCGGCACGUGUCCGGGGCUGUUCUCGAACGGGCUCGCCUGCACCUCUCGCGGGACAGCUUCCGGGGCGUGGGGGUUUUGGAAAAAGAAAAAAAUGCUCCCGAUGGGGAUUGA